AUGAGAUACCUCAUCCGCCGUUGUCUCCACAACUGGCCCGAGGACAGCGUGGUUCGGAGCCUGCGGAAUAUCGUUGCGGCUAUGGAGCCAGAGAAGCUACGUCUUCUUAUUGAGGAGAUCAUCGUACCAGCAGAGAAAGCCGGUAUUGAAGAAGGUUGGAUGGAUAUGAUCAUGAUGUCUCUAGGUGCCAAACAAAGGACAAACGCAACUAUGGUUGAAAUCGCCAAAGGCAAUGCAGACAUCCCCAUCGUACCCCGGGAGCGCGGUGGCCCGCGCUUCUCGCGUCACGAUCCAGUCAUGGAGCUCGGGAGCACGAGAUACGUAAGAUGUCAUAAAUGA
Molecule: messenger RNA, 339 nt
Organism: Aspergillus lentulus
Lineage: Eukaryota; Fungi; Ascomycota; Eurotiomycetes; Eurotiales; Aspergillaceae
Source: RefSeq, a predicted model, not a curated record